UUGUGCUGUGGCUAGCAGGCGCGGCGCCAUUUCAUCUCGGAAACCAGUGGCAUCCGACAGUGAAAGCAGGAGCAUCAUCACCAUGGUGAAAAUCUUCAUUGGGAAUUUGUCUCCAGACACCACGGCAGAGGAGCUGCGCUCCCUCUUCUCCCAGUAUGGCAAGAUCUCAGAGUGCGACAUCAUCAAGAACUUUGGCUUUGUGCACAUCGAUGACAAAGCCAAGGCGGAAGAUGCCAUCAAGAAUCUCCACCACUACGAGCUCAACGGGCAGGCCAUGAAUGUGGAGAUGAGCCGCGGCAGACCCAAAGCCUCCACCAAGCUGCACGUGGGUAAUAUCAACAGCAGCUGUACCAACCAAGAACUACGGGCCAAGUUUGAGGAGUACGGCCCAGUGGUGGAGUGUGACAUAGUGAAGGACUACGCCUUUGUCCACUUGGAGCGUGUGGAGGAUGCCAUGGAGGCUGUCAGUGGGCUGGACAACACAGCCUUCCAAGGCAAACUGCUGAGCGUGAAGCUUUCGACUAGCCGCCUGCGUACUACGCCUGGCAUGGGAGAGAGGACUGGUUGUUAUCGGUGCGGGCAGGAAGGCCAUUGGUCCAAAGAAUGUCCGCUCGACACGUCGGGCAACUACAGAGAGGGUGCCGAGCCAAGCUCUGACGGAUUCGAUGGCGGUGCCCCCAGGUUCGGCGGGGGCAGUCGCAGCGGCCGCGUUUAUCAACGGGGCUUCAGUGGCGGCGAUCCAGGUUACAGUGGCAGCUACGGUUCCGUGUACGACUUUGGCAGCAGAGGGUCUGCUUACGGCAGCGGCAGUAUACCCGGGUAUGGCAGGGGCGCGGGCUACGAGAGCGCAAUGAGUUACAGUGUCCCGCAGGGUUAUGGAAUGAGCGCUGCCGAACAAUGCAUGGCCCGGACAUACGCCAGUGAGGCAGUGUACGGCGGCACCAGCUCGAGCUAUGGUGCGAUCUCAGCCAACCCAGUGCGCCGGUCAUCUUACGAGGACCGGGAUCCUUAUGGUGUUGUGGACUUCUACGAAAAGUACCGGGCUCGUUCGUAUGGAGCCAGUUAUUUCGAAGAGCGCCGGUCUGUCCCUUUGCCAGCCCCACCUCCCCCCUCCUCGGCCAUAAUGAGGGAGCGCCUGCCGCCCUCUAGCCUCGACCUAUACGAGCGCUGUCCCCUCCCUCCUCUACCAGCCUCCAUCUCCUCAUACUACUCCCGCGACCGGAGCCCGAUCCGGCGAAUCCCUGCUGAUGCUGAGGGCUACGCGUACGAGCGCGCGCGCCUCUCCCCGGUGUCCUCCCUCCCCAGAAGCUUGGCUUAUGACAUCCCGCGGGACCCCUACACCGAGCGGGCGCGCUAUGCUUACUAACCUUUUUCCCACUUGUCCAGGUAUCGCAACAGUGUCGUGCUCGGUUGGCCAUCUUAGUUCCGUCUCGCUAUGCGUUUCGACUUGGUCGUGGGAUGGAUGGGGAAUGUGCAGACAUUUAGCUUCACUGUUCGAUAUCUGUCUUGUGUGUUAACUGAUAGCUUAGUAACGUUUGUAUUUCCCCGCUGAAAACAGAAUGUAAAUAUAGAUUUCAGGUAUUAUUAGAUUUGAGGUAUUUUACAAAAAGCAACCAAGUGCAUGUUGUUUAUUUUUUAAAUGUGAGUCCUUCAGUUGGAGGUGAUGUAGCAGUAGUUGAAUCGGUCAUUGCACUUAACUCUAAUUAGCCGUUUUAUGCAUUAGUGCGAAGAAUGCAAUCAUUUGCUAAUCACAUUCGCCUUCCUUUUAAAAUACAUAUAAAACCAUUAAAACAAUAGAUACAGGUGUUGUGAAUGAAUGUGUAAAUAAUAUAUAUUUUAUUUUACUCCACACCUAAGGCAGGGGAGGCAUAUUAUGCAUUUCGGCUGAUAUUUUUCAAUACCUUUUGAAAGUGAAAUUGCACUCAAGGGAACACCUGCUGCUUCAAAUCUAAUUUCCCGCUUAACAUAUGACUGUAUUACUCAAAUGUGUUUGAAUGAAAUAUUACACUUUGUAUACAUUCUGAACAGUUUAAAACAUUUCUAAACAAUAGGCCCAUUCCAUCUUGAAAAAGAAAGUGUUUUAGGAGUGCAUUUGGCACUUUGCCCUGAAUGAUAUGAGAAAUAUUUGUCCAUUUGUUUCUCAAUAAAA
This is a messenger RNA of Salvelinus namaycush (lake trout), 2149 nucleotides long. RefSeq names its product RNA-binding protein 4.1-like. Gene Ontology annotation, molecular function: mRNA binding; zinc ion binding. NCBI's taxonomy places the organism in Eukaryota, Metazoa, Chordata, Actinopteri, Salmoniformes, Salmonidae. Gene Ontology annotation, cellular component: nuclear speck. The coding region runs from base 83 to 1366 and encodes 427 amino acids. The record is from RefSeq and is a predicted model, not a curated record. The transcript has 4 exons. Gene Ontology annotation, biological process: mRNA splicing, via spliceosome.